GGCCUCAUAAGUUGAUCUGAGGCCUCAAGCACAGGGUAGUUUUUGAGUGAUUGAAUUGAAAUGCAAUCGCUCGUUAUUUGCAGAGCCAGAGGGGUAUUAUUGUGGUCGUUGAAUUUCAAUUUCAAUUUCAAUCACAAAUUCAUAUGUAGGCAUAGCAAUAGCGAGAGCAUUUCUAAGAAGACAGCACAGCAAAACUUGAAGAUGGAAAACAGACCACAAAAGCAACAGCAACAGAAAAGCAUUACUAAUGAUAGUAGCAUCACAUCAAAUACCAAUUUCAACAAAAUCCAACAAAUCAUACACUCUUCCGACUCUUCUUCCAGUGAUGGUUGGGAAAAAUGUUGGCAGCUGGGAUUGACCCCAUGGGAUCUGGGACAGCCAACACCGGUUAUGGUACAUCUUCACCAGGCUGGUGCCCUUCCCAAGGGCAGAGCUUUGGUCCCUGGAUGUGGCAGUGGUCAUGAUGUGGUUGCAAUUGCAUGCCCUGAGCGCUAUGUUGUUGGACUGGACAUAUCAGACGAAGCAAUUAAGAAAGCAAUAGAGUUGUCAUCGUCAUUACCAAAUGCAGAUUAUUUUACCUUCUUAAAGGAAGACUUCUUUACUUGGCGUCCAACUGAGUUGUUUGAUCUCAUUUUUGACUACACAUUCUUUUGUGCCAUUGAACCUGAUAUGAGAUCAGCUUGGGCAAGCCAAAUGCGAGAUCUUUUAAAGCCAGAUGGAGAGCUCAUAACACUAAUGUUUCCGGUCAGCGAUCAUGUUGGCGGGCCACCAUAUAAAGUAUCUGUUGCCGAUUAUGAAGAGUUUUUGAACCCCAUUGGGCUUAAAGCAGUAUCCAUUGUGGACAAUGAGUUGGCUAUUGCACCUCGCAAGGUAUCCAAACUUAAAAGUGAACAUGGAUUCUCACGAAAUCCUCUCUUUCACAUGGGUCGACCCCAUGUUUGUCGAUCCAACAAAAAUGGGCUUCUUAAUUUAAUCCGGGAAGAGAGAAGCUUGGAAGGUGGAAGAAGUUAAUCAGCCAAUCAUUGCUGUGAAUGUGAAAGAGAUGCUUCUAUUAGCUGUGAAUACUUGAUGUCUUUUGCAGUUUCUUCAUAUAAUUGGAUUAUUGUUGGAAGUAACAACACAACAAAUAAAAUAACAUGUGUUUGUGGAAUUGUUAUUGAAGUAAGCAGUUACACAUGCUUCACAAAUCUGGCAAAUUUCAGUUGCACAGUAUUUGCUUUAGCUGUUCUUUCUGUAUUUCUUCUUUUAUUUUAUUUAUUAUUUAUUUUCUAAAUAAGAUGUGGGGUCACAAGUUUUC
Molecule: messenger RNA, 1297 nt
Organism: Camellia sinensis
Lineage: Eukaryota; Viridiplantae; Streptophyta; Magnoliopsida; Ericales; Theaceae
Source: RefSeq, a predicted model, not a curated record